Molecule: messenger RNA, 381 nt
Organism: Exophiala dermatitidis NIH/UT8656
Lineage: Eukaryota; Fungi; Ascomycota; Eurotiomycetes; Chaetothyriales; Herpotrichiellaceae
Exons: 1
Coding region: 1-381 (126 amino acids)
Source: RefSeq, a predicted model, not a curated record
AUGUCACGCAACAACAGUGGAGUCGUCGUCCGCAACCAUCCAAUACCGAACAACGCCACACAUCGACCCAAAGCUGGAAGCGGAGCCGGAGCUGAAGCCAAAGACGGAGAUGGAGACGGCGGAGAUGCAGCUGAAGCCAAAGACGGAGACGGAGACGGCGGAGAUGCUGCAGCAGCAGCAGCACUAUCCAGCUCCCCCGUUUUAUACCUGUAUCUAUCGAGCACGAAACGAGACCGACAGUAUGAAUAUGCCUGUGCUGAUAACUUUGCCGAAUGGCCCACAGCCUGUGUCUCAGGCAAAGAGGUGAGAGAGAGGGAGCGCGAGAGAGGCAGAGAUUCCUCCCGCCCGUUCCGGUUUUCUGGUGCUCGUGGCGCGAAGUAA